AUGGCCAUCAACACGAAACUUAAUGGGAUCUGGAGGAGAUUACCAACGCAGGGCUCCAUGUUAUUCAGUGAAGGCUAUUAAGACUUCGUGGGAUCUAAAGAUUUAAUAGGAGACUGUCUGGGACCUUGAGCAAGCCACCAACAGAACUUCAUGAGAUUCUUCAAGAGAGCUACUAUCAACGUGCGAUUUCAUGCGAUUCAGAAGAACGCUAUUGUCUGUGGGACUUCUUAGAAUUUAGAAGAGACAACUACCAACAUGGAACUUCGUGGGAUAUAGAAGAGGUAACUACCAACCAAUGUGAGACUGUGGGAUUCAGAAGAGGGCUACUACCAACGUGGGAUUCAGAAGAGGACUACUACCAACGUGGGAUUCAGAAGAGGGUUACUACCAAC
Molecule: messenger RNA, 392 nt
Organism: Heterotrigona itama
Lineage: Eukaryota; Metazoa; Arthropoda; Insecta; Hymenoptera; Apidae
Source: the annotation of a GenBank genome assembly